CCAUGCAGAAAUUCCAUUUUAAGUCUAGUUAUCCAUAGCCGACAACAGUGACUAAUCCUCUUGUCGUGAGUGCUCGUAUUAAGUGAUGACCACAAAAUGCUCUCCAUUUUUAUUGAUAACGAUCGAACUAUGCUCUUGAUUAAUAAAUAAUGUGAGCUAACCACCACGUCACACUUCGUUUUCAUGCAAAAUUCUUUGCAUUGACAACACACAAACAAAACAAAGCUACAUACUACUGCUACAACAUUGCAAACAAAACCAGUAUUUUGCAUUUUCGUUCAUUGUCUUGUCACCCAAAAGGCAAAUACAGUUCAACACAAAAACCAAGUUUUCAUGUUUCCGCUGAUUUCGGCGCUCUGUCUUUCGCGCGAGCCACAUUAAUAUCUCUCAGCCUCCACCAUUUCUCCGCAAUUGCCGGAAAAACAAAAAGAAGUCAGAGAAAGUGGAAGAAGAAAGAAAGAAACAGAGUCCUCUGUUUCUUGUCUCUGUCUCUGUUCUUCGUGUCUUGCGGUGCAGCCAUGGCUUUAAAAAUCCAAACCCAUUUUCAAUUCUCUUCUUAAACAGUUUCUGUGCUCACCAUUUUCAAGGAACCUGACGGGGUUGAUGAGAAUUUGAGGCAUUGAUGGGGUGUGUGUUUGUGAAGCAGGGAGUGACGGUGACGCCUGCCGGCGUAGACCACUGGGUUGAGUCGGAGAGGAACAAGAAGAAGAAGACGGGGACGGGGACGGCGACGAGUGAGUCAGUGGGAGUGAGUCGGAGUGGGUCCGGGAGGGCGAGUUCGAAUUGUGGGAGUGAGUCUCUGAGCUUUAGAUUGGGGAACCUGAGCAAGUAUGUGGAGGGGGAGCAAGUCGCCGCCGGUUGGCCUGCGUGGCUCAGCGCCGUUGCGUCGGAAGCCAUUCACGGCCUGAUUCCCCUCCGAGCUGAUGCAUAUGAGAAGCUUGAAAAGAUUGGGCAAGGUACCUAUAGUAGUGUUUUCAGAGCAAAGGAGACUGAGACUGGGAAGAUAGUGGCUCUGAAGAAGGUGAGAUUUGACAAUUUUGAGCCAGAAAGUGUGAGGUUUAUGGCACGGGAAAUACUGAUUCUGAGAAGGCUUGAUCAUCCAAACAUCAUUAAACUGGAGGGCUUGAUUACUUCCAGAUUGUCUUGUAGCUUAUACCUUGUAUUUGAGUACAUGGAGCAUGACAUCACAGGGCUCUUGUCUAGACCAGAUAUCAAGUUUAGUGAAUCACAGAUCAAAUGCUACAUGAAACAGUUGUUAUCUGGUCUAGAGCAUUGUCACUCGCGGGGUGCAAUGCACCGAGACAUCAAAGGAUCAAAUCUUCUGGUGAAUAAUGAGGGGGUAUUAAAGGUGGCAGAUUUUGGAUUGGCAAAUUUCACCAAUGCCGGGAACAGGCAGCCCCUCACCAGUCGCGUCGUCACCUUAUGGUACCGCCCGCCGGAACUUUUGCUUGGUUCAACAAAUUAUGGUCCAUCUGUGGAUCUCUGGAGUGUUGGUUGUGUAUUUGCAGAGCUACUAGUUGGAAAGCCGAUACUUAAAGGGAGAACAGAGGUUGAACAAUUACACAAAAUCUUCAAGCUUUGUGGCACUCCGCCUGACGAAUACUGGAAAAAGACCAGACUUCCUCAUGCAACUUUAUUCAAGCCACAGCAACAAUAUGAUAGUUGCCUCCGAGAGACAUUCAAAGAUUUUCCUGAAGCCUGUGUAAAUCUACUACAAACUCUUCUUUCUAUCGAUCCAAACAAACGUGGGACUGCCUCAUCUGCUCUCUCAUCGGAGUAUUUCAAAACAAAACCUUAUGCAUGUGACCCGUCAAGCUUACCGAUAUACCCACCUAGCAAGGAGAUUGAUUCAAAACAUGAGGAGGACUCAAGAAGGAAAAAGAUUAGUGGUAGAGUUUGUGGACCUGAAACAAGAAAACAAUCAAGAAAGCCACUAGCACUGAGUAAAUUAGCCCCACCAGAGGGUUUGGCAACUCAAAUGCAAACUUCGCUACAGAUGGAUGACAGAUCGGUGCAUGUCCAUAAAGAAGAGACCACUAACAUAGGUGAGGAGGCGCCAAAGACAUCAAGUGAUAAACCAGAAGAUGCUUCCCAGAUGAAGAGUGCAUCUCAAGUAGACAUUCCCUUUCCAGGACCAUUACAGGUUUCAAGAUCAAGCGGGUUUGCAUGGGCGAAAAGGCGUAAAGAAGACGCUUCAAUUAGAUCCCACAGUCGAUCUAUUUCUAAAGGACAUAUAUUUAAUUUAUUAGAAAAUUCUGCACUAAAUUCAAGGAAUAAUUCUGACUCAAGAAACUAUGAAAACAAGGAAAUUUUGGGGGGACUCACAAACACAAGGGGCCAUGAUCUGCUUGAGAUUUCAAAGCUUGUAAUGCAAAAUCAAUGGAGUAAGUUUGAUCGUCCGGAUUCAUUUGAUACUUCUGAUGAGUACCAUUCACAAGAACUGUCAAAGGUGCUUUAUCAUAGAGAAGAUUCACUGUCCAAGAGAAGUAACCUGAGUUAUCAGGAUCAAGGGGAGAAAGUUGAAUUUUCAGGACCCCUUCUAUCUCAAAUGCAUACAGUUGAUGAGCUCUUAGAAAGACAUGAGCGUCACAUUCGCCGUACUGUCCGAAGAUCAUGGUUUCAAAAAGGUAAGAAGCACGGGAAGCAACUGCAAAUGUAGCACAUGUUUGAAAACUCUUCUACUAUUGAUUUUGAAGUCAAAAUCAAUUCUGAGGAGAAGCUUAUGUGAAAAGCUUCUGGGUUUCAGAAUUGAUUUUGAUGAAAGAGAAACUGAUCCAACUAUGCUAGUAGUAUUUAUUCAUGUAAGAAUAGAGAUUUUCAAAUCUCGGAUCAAAGUGUCCUUGUGAGGGCCAUCUCCAUUCUCCAAGCUCACUGCUGAGACUGUGAACAACAAAUGGGCAUCAGAAUGUGCAGUGUGUCCAGCAACAUGAGCUGUCACCUAGAAGCUUGGAAACCCAACAAUUUGAGGAGUGUAGGCCUGUCAGCUUUCUAUUUAUAGAAACCAGAAGGCCUUCCAGAAGAAUUUCAUUUUUUCUUACCAUGUAUUAUCUAUUUUUGUUCAAUUCUAUCUAAUAUAUAAAAGUUUACUUCUGUAUAA
Lotus japonicus is the source of this 3097-nucleotide messenger RNA. Its product is annotated as protein IMPAIRED IN BABA-INDUCED STERILITY 1-like. Lineage: Eukaryota; Viridiplantae; Streptophyta; Magnoliopsida; Fabales; Fabaceae. Gene Ontology annotation, molecular function: cyclin-dependent protein serine/threonine kinase activity; RNA polymerase II CTD heptapeptide repeat kinase activity; ATP binding. The coding region runs from base 623 to 2659 and encodes 678 amino acids. Gene Ontology annotation, cellular component: cyclin-dependent protein kinase holoenzyme complex; nucleus. Gene Ontology annotation, biological process: protein phosphorylation; positive regulation of transcription elongation by RNA polymerase II. The record is from RefSeq and is a predicted model, not a curated record. The transcript is spliced from 9 exons.